ACUUUAUUAUUUAGUUUUUAUAAAGUUUAGUAUAUAUAUGCAAGAAAUUCCUUUAUUACAAUUCAUAAUAAUAAUGUUUAAUUGAAUAGUAUAAAUGCUCUGAAUGUGGUUCUUAUGUCAAUUUUAUUCAAAUUUCAGAUUAUUAAUAGUUUUCAUUUUCGUAUUGUAUUAUGUUGUAAUUUUUUAAUUAUUUUUUUGUACGUUCUUUAUUAUAAAAGAUGGAGGAUAAGGAAAAUAAACCAAAGUUGUUGAGUUGUAUGAUAAAAGGUCCUGCUCCUAUAUAUAAACUGCAAACCUUAGUUGGAUAUGAGGGUCACUGUCUAUCUCGGCCAAGAGGUCCAGCAUAUACUAUAAGACCUCGAACGAAACUUCAUGUAUCAAGUAUUGGACCUGGACCACAAUAUAAUGUUUCAAAAUUAACGAUUUAUGGAGUAGAUAAUCCUCCCGCAUAUACAAUAGUUGGUCGAGAGCCAUUCAAAGUGAGUGAUUUUGGACCAGGACCAGGAGCACAUUAUCCAGAGUUAUGUCCCCCAAUGAAUCACAAUAUUAGAGCCCCUGCUUAUACUAUUAAAUCUAGGAGUAGAACAAAACUAGAUGACAGUGGACCUGGUCCAAGUGCAUAUAUUUUACCAACUACUAUAGGACCAAAAAUUCCUGACAAAGCAGCUCAAGGUGCUUUUUCUAUUGCUGGGAUUCACAAACUUAGAGAAGAAGAUAUUGGUCCUGGUCCGGCAGCUUACAGCAAUAUAGAUGCCAAUCUUACAAAACGUAGUUCUCCAGCAUACAGUUUAAAAUGGAGGACUGGAUUACCAGAUAUAGAUAGAAGUCCAGGACCACAAUAUUAUCCUCAAUAUGAUACUGGAAGACGUCCUCCUAUGUAUUCUUUUGGUAUAAGACAUAGCGAAUGUGCUGGUUUACCUAUCACAGGCUUGGAUGAAGAUUGAUAUGUUAAUUUUGUAAAUUAACAUAAUUUUGUAUAUAGCACUUUACAUGCUUGUGAUGUCAAGUUAAUGUAACUUGUUUUAUAUAUAUAUUUAAAAUAAAUGUUUAUAUUGUGCUAAUUCAAA
This is a messenger RNA of Bombus impatiens (common eastern bumble bee), 1067 nucleotides long. Its product is annotated as outer dense fiber protein 3-like. The record is from RefSeq and is a predicted model, not a curated record. The transcript has 4 exons. The coding region runs from base 219 to 944 and encodes 241 amino acids. NCBI's taxonomy places the organism in Eukaryota, Metazoa, Arthropoda, Insecta, Hymenoptera, Apidae.